Closterium sp. NIES-65 is the source of this 1110-nucleotide messenger RNA. NCBI's taxonomy places the organism in Eukaryota, Viridiplantae, Streptophyta, Zygnematophyceae, Desmidiales, Closteriaceae. The record is from the annotation of a GenBank genome assembly.
AUGUACAUCACCCUCUACUACAUAGUCACCCGGCUCUCUGACUCUCUCCGCGUAGUAAGGGACCACUUCCUCUCAGUUUGCCCCACCACUCUCACCGUUGACCUCCUCGAGAAGGCCCUCCUAGCAGCAGAGAAGAGUAUAGUCGCUGUAGGAGCCUCUCGUGGUGACCCUCGCACCCCCGUCUUUGAGGGGUGUUCUCCCUCCCCCCUCUUGCCCUCUGUUGCCUCUCCUGCUGCGGCGGACCUCGUUGGUUUCGAGUCGGUCGGCGCUGCGUCUGCCCCGAGCGGGAGACGCCGCACCGGCAAGGGCAAGGGGGGCAAGGGCGCUGGAGGGGCUGGCGGGGGCGGUGGAGGUGGUGGUGGAUGCAGUGGAGGUGGAGUGGGGGUGGUGGUGGGAGUGGUGCCGGGGGUGGCGGCAGCGGCGGCAGCAGUGGAGGCGGCGGAGGGGGCGGUGGUGGCGGAGGGAGCGGAGGUGGCGGAGGCGGAGGAGGAGGCGGAGGUGGAGGAGGCGGUGGAGGCGGCGGCGGCGGCGGCGGCGGUGGUGGAGUGGGUCGCGACUCUGCGCAGAGGAGUGGCUCAGGUGGUGGUCCGCGCCAGCAGUAGCAGCGGAGUGGUGGCGGGGGUUGCCGUCUUUGAUCUUGACUAUGAUGCUAUCCUUGCUGCCAUGUAUUCUGUGACUACUAGUGUUGAGGGUGAUUGUUACCUGUGUGUACCGCCUGACCCGGGCAUUGAGGCCACUGCUCUAGGUGCUGGUGAGGCUGCUGCUCUAGGUGCUAGUGCGUCUGCUGCCCCAGGUGCCAGUGCGUCUGCUGUCCUAGGUGCCAGUGCGUCUGUUGCCCCAGGUGCUGGUGAGUCUGCUCUCUCAGGUACUAUGUCGGCUCAGGCCUUCCACACCUUCACCCUUGACUCGGGUGCGUCCCGCUCCUUCUUUCAAGACCGCACCACUCUUACGCCGCUCAGUCGGCCGGUUGCAGUCUCCCUGGCAGAUCCCUCUGGGGGUCCUGUCCUUGCUAGCUUCUCCACUGUCUUACCGUGCCCGGCAGCCCCCUCUGGCACCCUGUCAAGUCUCUACCUCCCCUCGUUCUCUACGAACUUGGUGUGUCCCAGGUAG